Messenger RNA from Saccharomycopsis crataegensis, 2001 nucleotides. RefSeq lists its product as uncharacterized. Gene Ontology annotation, cellular component: nucleus. Lineage: Eukaryota; Fungi; Ascomycota; Saccharomycetes; Ascoideales; Saccharomycopsidaceae. The coding region runs from base 1 to 2001 and encodes 666 amino acids. Gene Ontology annotation, biological process: regulation of transcription by RNA polymerase II. Gene Ontology annotation, molecular function: NAD binding; DNA-binding transcription factor binding; transcription coregulator binding. The transcript has a single exon. The record is from RefSeq and is a predicted model, not a curated record.
AUGAUCCCCCAAGACCAGCCCAUCUCCUCCAAGCCUCACAAGUACUUUGGCGACUACAAGUACGCGGUGAAGUACCAUCAAAGCUUUUAUAAAAACGUCAAGGGUCAUCAGACCCCAAACCCCCGGAACCAUAGAAGCACUGCCAGCCCGAAUAAUAAUAGUCACAAUAAUGCUGGGGGUCAUCAAGUAUUCUAUCCUCCUCCGCCAAUGUCUAAUCCAUUAGUACAAACCUCUGGCUAUUCUCAUGAUAUACCCCAGACCCAGCAGUUCCCCCAACAUUUCAAUUCUAUAAUGAUUCCUGGAUCCACUGGGGGUCAACGUGUAUUGAAAACACGCAAUUCUUCCAAGAAGAAGUCUCUAGCAUUGAAAACGUCUAAUUCUUCCUCAGAUAUGGUAUCAUUAUUGGCGACAGCCGUGUUGAAUGAUCCUGAUGAUGGAUUAUCAGUGAUGCAAAAUUAUGAACCACAAAAGUUUCACUCAAGGCCCACUACUGCCCCGCCAAUGAUAGAGCAAUAUUUGGAUUUAGAUCAUCAAUAUUAUAUACCAAGUGAAAAGAAACCAAAGAAAAAGAAAAAGGAACUAUUAGGUGCCAAGAAAGAAUCACUAAAGAAGCAAAAACAGGUUGUUUCAAAAGCAUUGGAUCCUCAAGAUAUAAAACAGUUACUAGCUAUUGGUGGCGGAGUGUUUGGGGUCAUAUUGUUGAUUUUUCUAGGGAUUAUCUUUUAUCAAAGAAAUACGAUUUUCUUAGCAGAACACUCCAAGGCCAAGUAUAUCAAGCAUCCUAAAAUCGCAGCAUUCCAUCCAUUAGCCCUAGAUAAGGACAUUUGGGAUGAUUUACGGUUGAAUUACAAUGCAGAAGUGAUACAAAUUCCUACCAACAAAAUGAAGACAAGAGAAGAUUUCAUUUACAAGUUAUCACAAUAUACCGACUACAACAUUCUUGUGACCAGUAAGCUUACUGAUGGAUUAAUUGGAACAUUUGAUGAGGAAAUCAUUGGAAUGUUACCAGAGACUACAGUGGCAGUGAUUAAUUCUGAUUUACGGUAUAAUUCAAGUAUCAUAAACCAACUAACGCAAAGAAAUAUUCAGUUUUCUUACAAUAUCAAUAGUGAGUUAAAAGAUAAUUCUACCGCCGAUACCCAUAUGUUUCUAAUGCUCAGUGCCAUGAGAAAUUAUCAAGAAAGUAUCCAGAAUUUGCUCAGGUCGUACGAAGAAAACAUGGAGUACGAAAGUCGCUGGACUUCCAAACCUUGGCUUUUCGAUUUCCCACCAGAACCAUUGGAGAGCAUAUACACCCUGGCCGGUAAAGCAGAGUUUGGGUUUUUGCCCAAUGGCAAAGUUUUGGGGAUUCUUGGGAUGAAUGGGGUUGGCAAAGCCAUUGCCAGUCGAGCAAGACCCUUUAAUUUCAAGAGAAUGAUAUAUCAUGAUGAGUACCAACUUCCUACAGUAAUUGAACAGUCUUUAGGAUUGGAGUACGUUACUUUAGAAGAGCUCCUUAAGAUAUCAGAUAUCUUCUCCAUAAACAUUAGAGAGGAUUUUCCUACUAGUGACGACCAUGUUGACACUUCCGCUGUGAAGACUUUAUCGGAUGUGGCUAGAAAACAAAACGGGGAUGAAAUACCUGGCAGUAAAUCGAAAUACUAUCGGAUGAUCAACAAUGGAAUGAUUUCUAGCAUGAAAGAUGGUGUAAUUUUGGUGAACACAGCACUGGAAAAACUCAUCAACUUUAAAUCUAUCAAAAAAUAUCUUGGUAAUGGGAAAAUCAGGUCAAUGGCCACGGAUUCAAUUGAUUUUAAUGAUCGAAAAUUGGUGAUGAAACUAUUGAAGAUGCCCAAUUUGAUCUUGACCCCUCAAACCAACUUGUACUCACAACAAGUGAUCAAUGGUGAUGAUGAGUGGGCCGUCAAGAAUAUUAAAAAUAUCUUGGAAUUCGGAAGAGUAUUGAAUAUUGUACCCGAGCAGAGACAUAUGGAGUUUAAAUUUGAUUAUUUUGUCAUGUAA